AUGGUUCCUGAUCGGAGAUUGGAACAGCUUGUAGAGAGUACGGUUGAGAUGGGUCGAGAGCGGUGCCACUACCACAACGUGGCUGACGAGGCGCUGACACUGUUCACGGACCAUUCGUGCGGGCGGGAAAUGAUUCCAACGGUUACCACUCAGGUACUGGAGCAGCACAGCGAUGAGGUGUGGUGCGUGCAGUUCUCUCACGAGGGCACCAGGCUCGCCACUGCCUCCAAGGACCACACUGCUGUAGUCUGGCAGAUCGAUGACAGCUUCUCCCACCGUCGCCUGCACACCCUAUCCGGCCAUUCCCUCCCGCUCUCCUACGUGGCGUGGAGCCCAGAUGACUCGCUGCUGCUCACAGCUGGCAACGACCCCUUUGUGUGCCUCUGGGAUGCCACCACUGGCCGCCUGCUCCGCUCCUUCUCCAAACACCACGAUGCCAUUUCUGCCUGUGCGUGGUUUCCCUGCGGGCGGCGGUUCUUGUCAGCAUCUGCGGCGACGGAUCGCACAGUGUGUGUGUGGGACGUGGAGGGGGUCGAGCUGCCCUCGUGGGGAGGGGUGGGGCGGCACCUGUGGCAGCAGGAUGGGGGCGAUUUUCCUCGCAUCAACGACCUUGCUGUCAGCUCCGACUGCUCCCAUGUGGUGUCAGUGUGCAAUGAGAAGGAGAUUCGGGUGCACGAGCUUCCCUCGGGAAAAGAGCAUGUGGUGAAAGAGACCAAGUCAAUCACGUCGCUCAGCAUGUCUGUGGACGGCAGGUGGGUGUUGGUGAAUCUAUCAUCAGGCAACAUCCAUCUCUGGUGCAUUCAGGACAUAUGUGCUGCCAAGCCUCCUCACAGCAAGUGCCCCAAUUCUUUCACUGUCCUUCCCCCCCUCUCUCUCCCCCAACCAACCAGAUGGGUGUGGGUGUUGGUGAACCUAUCAUCAGGCGACAUCCAUCUCUGGUGCAUUCAGGACAUCUGUGCUGCCAAGCCUCCUGACAAGCCAGCUUUUUCGUACAGCGGGCAGGUGUACAUGUGGCAUCGCGACACUGGCGAGGUUAUGGAGGUGCUUCCGGGGCACUCCGGGACAGUAAACGCCGUCUCUUGGCCGACCACCCGGCCACACAUGUUUGCUACAGCCUCGGAUGAUGGCACUGUGCGCAUUUGGGGGCUACCCUCUCUUGUUGCUGGAGGUCUGGGAAUGGAAGUGGGAGGUUCGGAUGGUGGUAUGGGUAUGAAUGUUGAGACGGAUAGGGAGGAUGGUGGGGGGAGUGCGAUGUUGGGAACGGAGUGA
This is a messenger RNA of Closterium sp. NIES-65, 1269 nucleotides long. Lineage: Eukaryota; Viridiplantae; Streptophyta; Zygnematophyceae; Desmidiales; Closteriaceae. The record is from the annotation of a GenBank genome assembly.